AUGAACCUGAUAAUUACCGAACAGCAUGGAUUCAUGAAGGGCAGAUCCAUAGUGUCGAACCUUGUAUGUAGCACCCAGUUUAUUGCCGAAAUGCUGGAUAGGAGGGGUCAGGUGGACGUCAUCUAUACUGACUUCUCUAAGGCAUUUGACAGGCUUGAUCACGGUAAACUGUUGUGUAAGCUCGAAGCUUGCGGUGUCAUUGCACUACAAGAAACGAAACAAUUAGGGGAACUGGUAAUGGAGAUAGGGGGCUAUAUAUUUAUAAAUAACGGGGGAAAGGAUAGACUACUGGGCACAGGGUUCCCAAUAAGGAAGGAACUAAAAGAGUUAGUAGUACAGUAUAAAUUAGUUUCAAAUAGGAUAUGCCUUUUAAGGCUUAGAGGAAAGUAUCAAAAAAUAACUUUUUUGAACAUACAUGCACCACAUGAAGAAGCGGAUCUAGGGAGCAAGGAAGAAUUCUAUAACGAAUUGGAUAGAUUAUACGAAGAGAUUCCAAAGUAUGAUAUGAAAAUUUUGUUGGGGGAUGCAAAUGCAAAAAUAGGUAGGGAGGAAAUGUAUAAACCCACAAUAGGAGAUCAUAGCAAACACGAAGUAACCAAUGAAAAUGGAAAAUUCUUAAUUGAUUUUGCAAAGGAAAAGAACCUGAUUAUAAAAAGUACAUACUUCCAAAGGAAAGAAAUAUACAAAGGAACAUGGAGAUCACCAGAUGGGAAAACAAUAAAUCAGAUAGACCACAUUGCAAUAGAAAAGCCGGAGGUAAAAUGCAUUAAAAAUAUAAGGACUUAUAGAGGUUUAGACGCAGAUACGGAUCACUUCAUGGUAGGAGCAAAACUAGAUCAACAGAUACCAGAAACUAGAAACCAGAGGAGGGAAAAAAUAAGAAAUAGAGUAGUUGUUAGGCCAGGAACCAGAGAGGAAAAAAUAGAAUAUGAAAGCAAUCUAAGUAGAGAAUUAAGUAGCAGUAAUAAUACUAAUGAAACGACAACUAUAGAAGAAAUGUGGGCAGGAAUAAAAACAAAAAUAGUAAGAGCAGGUGGAAAAUACAGGAAAAAAGUGAGGAAACAGGAAAAAGAAUGGUUUGAUAAUGAGUGUAAGGAGGAGCUAGAAACUAGAAGAAAAUUGAGACAAAAGAUGCUACAAGAAGGAACGGAGGAAGCAAAGAAUAAAUAUGAAGAGCAAAGAAGGAAAACUAAAAAGGUGCUAAGAAAUAAGAAAAGGAAAAAUUAUGAAACGGUAUUAGAACAAAUAGAAGAAAACUUAAGAAAUAACAAUAUUAGGAAUUUAUACCAAGGAGUGAAGAAUGAGAAAAGGGGGUAUCAACCAAGACCAGUAUUUUAUAAGGAUAAGAAUGGGAAGAUAGUGGCAGGAGAAAACGAAAUAUUGAACAGGUGGAAAGAAUAUUUUGAAGAAUUAUUAAAUGGAGAUGAAACCGAUGAUACGGAAAGAGAAGAAAAUAAUAGCAACAUAGAAGGAGACAAUAUGGUGCCAGCGCCAAGUAAAGAGGAAAUUAAAGAGAUACUGUCAAAAUUGAAAAAUAAUAAGAGUCCAGGAAGUGACAAAUUAACAGCCGAACUAUUUAAAUAUGGAGGACAUGAACUAGCAAACCAAUUACAGAAACUACUAGAAAGAUGUUGGGUAAAGGAAGAACUGCCAAAGGAAUGGACGGAAGCAGAAAUUUGCCCUAUUCAUAAAAAAGGGAAUAGAGGGGAAUGCCAAAACUACAAAGGAAUAGCAUUGCUGAAUGUAGCAUAUAAAAUACUGGCCACUUGUUUAAAAAACAGGUUGGUAAAGGAAGCGGAGGAUAAAAUUGGUGAAUAUCAGUGCGGGUUUAGACAAGGAAGAAAUUAUCAACAAGCUUAUGACAAAAUAGAAAGAAGUGAGCUAUAUAAGGUCUUAGAGGAAUUAGAAAUCAGCAAGAAGAUAAGGAACAUGGUACGCCUAACAUUGAAAAGACAGAGAAUAAAAGAUAACGAGGAGAAGGUCGUGUGUAAACGACUGGUAAAUUUCGAUACCAUAAAAGAUAUGGUAUUGGACACUUCCGCCACCCCUGCAUACGUGGCCUCAAGAAACAUCUUGAGGACCAAGGAGCACGAGGUGAUAACCGUUCGACAAACCAAGCUGUAUAAGCCUCUCUCCGUCAAGAGACGGUUCUUGAACGACCACACAACUUGUAUGUUACAAUUUAUACCAAAAAGCAAGUCUGAACCUGUAGAAAACAGGUCUGAACCAGUAGAAAACAAGUCUGGACAUGUAGAAAACAGGUUUGAACCUGUAGAAAACAAGUCUGGACAUGUAGAAAACAGGUUUGAACCUGUAGAAAACAAGUCUGGACCUGUAGGAAACAGGUCUGAACAACUAGAAAACAAGUCUGGACCUAUAGAAAACAUGUCUUAA
Molecule: messenger RNA, 2394 nt
Organism: Anoplophora glabripennis (Asian longhorned beetle)
Lineage: Eukaryota; Metazoa; Arthropoda; Insecta; Coleoptera; Cerambycidae
Exons: 5
Coding region: 1-2394 (797 amino acids)
Source: RefSeq, a predicted model, not a curated record